UAAGCUUUGUUAAUAUUGUAUACCAGUGUGUGUCAGGUAUUUGAAAUUUAGCAUACAGGGAUAAAUCGAGGACAAUAUGAGACGCAUAUUCCUGUUUCUGUGGGUCUGUUUGUUGGUCUCCAACAAGAGGGCGGAAGGGGGAAGCAUGAUGGCCCACUUGAUGCGACAAGCUGGGACUUUGAAACAUGGGUUGAAACUGGCAAUGAAAAUCGGCGAUAUCGGUACGCACAAAAAUGACGUGGCGUUUACUGCAGUGACGUCAAGCGCGACAAACUAUAGAAGCAGCCGAACGAUCGCCUUCAACAAGAUGUUGUUAAACCACGGGAACGCUUUCAGCACCAGUAACUACCGAUUCACGGCCCCAUCGGAGGGCCUCUAUGUCUUCUCCUGGUCACUGGCAUUAGUCAAGGGCAGAAGCUAUAAUGGGAAUGUGAACUUGAUGAAGGACGGGAGCGUUUACCACAGCACCCAGUGUUCCAAUACCCACCAACAAUGUGGCAACACUGCCGCCGUGUCGCUGGGGAAGAACAACCGUGUCUGGAUUCAGACAAGGAGUAACAACGUGUACGUGUACGGAACGUUCUCCUCUUUCUCUGGAUGGAAGGUUCAUUGGUAGUUCACUACGACCACAGCUAAAUAGUCUCUACUUUGUUCAACGACAAUGGUGUGGUUCCUUUUCCGGCUUUUGAUUUAUAACUGCAGUGGGAAUAUAAAUUUAUACUAAACUUCACUUCUUAAUCGAAAUAAAGAAUAAAGUUUGUACAGGUAACAGACUGAGAUCGUAGUCCUUAUUGAUGGUUCUGACUCGUCACCUCUCCUCCUUAAUCUAUUCCUAACCCCGACACAUGAAUGGACCGCUCACGAGAACCUCUUGUGUGUCUGUGUAUUUAUAUUCUUUAUGGUAAUAAUGAAGCUGAUCACUGUU
This is a messenger RNA of Ostrea edulis (European flat oyster), 925 nucleotides long. RefSeq names its product complement C1q-like protein 4. Lineage: Eukaryota; Metazoa; Mollusca; Bivalvia; Ostreida; Ostreidae. The coding region runs from base 77 to 616 and encodes 179 amino acids. The transcript has 3 exons. The record is from RefSeq and is a predicted model, not a curated record. Gene Ontology annotation, molecular function: protein binding.